AUGGAAAAAUCAAACCUAAACAAGACUUCACCCUCUCACACGGUAUUCAUCCUCCUUGGGUUUCCGGGGGUCACAAGAUACAGACCUCUUCUCGUUAUUCCAUUCUCCUCCAUAUAUGCAGCGAUCCUGGCUGGUAAUUCGGUGGUCAUGUCUAUAAUUGUACUGGAGAAAAGUCUACAUUCGCCCAUGUACAUCCUCAUCUUCUCUCUUCUUGCCGUUAAUAUUCCUUACACCACCGCAAUGAUACCCAAGGCGAUCCUGGCUCUUCUGGGGCUCAACCAGAUUACUCUGUCUGGAUGUCUGGUGCAAAUAUUUACAGUGUAUUCAAGUCUCUUGGCCGAAAGUGCCCUAUUGCUGGUGAUGGCUGUGGACAGGUACCUAGCCAUAAGCCAGCCUUUGCAGUAUUGGCAAAUUAUCAACAAACAUUUCCUUGCCCACUUUUUAUUCAAUGCGUUCCUUCGUGCAGGUGUAGUUGUGGUUCCUCUAUUUGCCCUACUCUCCAGCCUCCAGUAUUGCAGGUCCAACAUCAUCUAUCACUUCCACUGUGAGAACACCAUGCUCUUUGAGCUAGGAUGUGGCGAUAUUGCCAAAACAAAGAUCAUAGCACUAGUGGUGAGAACUGGACUAAGUUUGUGUGACAUCAGCAUUAUUUUAAUUUCUUACCUUAAAGUCCUUCACACCGUCAUGAAGAUCACAGUGGGAGCAGCCCGACACAAGGCCCUGAACACCUGCAGCACACAUCUGUUGGUUGUUGCACUGAUGUACGUCUCUGGAAUUAUAUCUGUAAUCCUGAACCUGCCAGACGCCUUCUCCUCAUACAACGUGCAGAAUAUUUGCAGCGCAGUCUACUAUCUGCUCCCAGCUGUCAUCAACCCAUUUAUCUAUGGUCUAUGGAUGUCAGAGAUUAAGGACAAGUUACUGAAACACUGGAGGAGAAGAAAUCUCUCUCUUAAACAGGUCACUGACAGAAACAAGUAA
Molecule: messenger RNA, 978 nt
Organism: Pseudophryne corroboree (corroboree frog)
Lineage: Eukaryota; Metazoa; Chordata; Amphibia; Anura; Myobatrachidae
Product: olfactory receptor 52K1-like
Exons: 1
Coding region: 1-978 (325 amino acids)
Biological process (GO): G protein-coupled receptor signaling pathway
Cellular component (GO): plasma membrane
Molecular function (GO): G protein-coupled receptor activity; olfactory receptor activity
Source: RefSeq, a predicted model, not a curated record